CGUGCCGUGAUGUGAGGCAAAGCUGCACAUGAGGCUGGAAAAGAGGAGCUCCCUCUUUUUUUUUCACACUCACUUGAUCAGGCUGGACUCCUUUAACGUCACGUAGAUUUUUUAUAUAACAAUGGCUUGAAAAAAUACAUGUCACAGGCGCACCAUGGGCGAUGCAGUGAAGAGCAUUUGUUAGUCACUUGCAGACACAGAGGCGUGCACACACACUCACUCUGUAGCUCCGGCACAGAUUCUGCCUGCUCUGGCAAUGCUGGCUCUGACUGAUAAGGAUGCAGUUCUGCAGGAAGGUGCUCUGCCAGCCGUGUAGUGCCAGAGUCACUUCACCGGAGGAGGACAUGGAAUACAAGAUGGGGAGCUGCAUCGGAAUCUCACGCCGCCAGGCUGAAGCCGAGAGUUCAACCCGGAGAGACGAGAGGACGCAGCUGACUGAGGCCUCCACCAGCCAGCAGAGCCUGCUGUCCCAACCAGUUCUCCCAGACGUCCCAGUCAUCACUGGGGUGGAGGAGCGCAGGGGCGCAGCUGGCGAGGAGGAGGACAAGGAGGAUGACUUGGAGUUUCCUCAUGACCUGCUGCCCAGCCUAGACUUCAGCAGUGAGCUCAACAUCUGGGAGUCCUCGCUGGGAACUCAGACUAGCUCAGGUGAGAGGAAAUGUGAGCAGGUGAACCCCCUGCUGGCGGGCCUGCAGCAUCACACGGAGGUCAGCCAGCAACUGGUGGUUCUAGAUACAAGGCCUAAUGACAGCGACCCAGUUCUCACAGACGCCCAGCCCUCGCCGUGGCCCGCUGCCACACCUUACCCGGACGUCCGACCCCAGACCCCUCCUCCGUCUGUGCUCCUCGACCGGGAACUCCAAGAGGCCUUCCAGGAAUGUGAAGAGCAAAUGGCCUCACUGGGCAUACUUAACUCCACCACGCCUGAGACGUUUAAUAAUGUAGGGGAGAAAACCGGAGAGGUGAUGGUUAAUAAGUCCAGUGAGUCAUCGUCCCUGCCUCCAAUCGUAGCCCAGCCAGGACAUAGCAACGGGGGCCAUGGAAACAAGAAUACACAUGGAAACAGUGAGGCAGCAAACACUCAGAAGGAUACAGUUGUGUUUAGUUUUAGGAAUUACAUACUGGGCACUGGGAAUAGUGCCGAGUUAGCAGAGAGUGAAAUAAAGGCAACACAGAGCCUGGACAAACGGCCAGAGAUGAAGCCAGAAAAAGAAUCAGGGAUGGAUAAGCAGAAGGGGACACCCACGCAUACACAAUUAGAAACAACAACAGAGUCAUUUAAAGAAGCACAAAAAGAUGCUGCAUUCACUGAGCGGAGAGACGAUCAUGUCGGUUCUGAUGCAGCUACUGAGGGAAAUGGCUCGCCAGACGGUAAUACAGUGAUUAGGGAGGAAGGCACAGAGGCAAUAACAGUGACUGCAGACAUAAAGAAAGAAAAUUACAGUCAUGAGUCCAGUAUUAAUGUUUGCAAAGCUGAAACUCAUGAAAUACCGGAGAGCAUUCAUCUUCAUAUAAAGGAUAAAGAUGCAUUAUCAGAGACAGAGACGGGAGCAAACAAUCAAACCGAGGGCGACCAGGAGUCAAAAACAGACAAAUGGAUGAAUCCACUGAGUGACAAAGAGGCUGAGCAGGACAAAAAAGCAAAGAAGAAAGAAAAAAAGAGACAGAGAAAAAAGAAAAAGAAUGCAGAGACUGAACUGAGAGAGACGACAGUAGCGCGACCUGCAAGUGAUUCAGAGGCUGCGUCUCUCAUAAAAGCAGGAAAUCAGACUGAUUCAAAUGCAAAUACUGAUGACAAAUCAAUGCCACAGGCAGACACGCAGGCUGUGAUUUGUAGGGAACAGUCUGAUAAUGGGUUCGACUACCAGCAACAGCUGACUCCUGGGGGAAAGCCCGGCUCCAGCGCCCCGCUAUCACUGUUUCAGAGCAGGCAGGAUCAUCUUACCGACUCGGCCUGUUCAGCUGCGUCCGUCCAAGCUCUUCCUCAGAGGCCUCAUCAGUCAGAAAACCGCAACCGUACAGAGGCCCCAUGUGGCAUGAAUCAAUGUUCAGAUGAAACCCCGCAGCGGGAGCAUCAUGCAACCGGAGGUGUCAUAGAUGACCAAAAUACACCCGUGACACAUGUCCAACCCACAGUUAUCAAUCAAGAUGCUGCCACUGAUAAGAUAUCGGAUGCACAAACACAGGGGGCUAUAGUUACCUCAGAGGCAGCGAUACUCACACAGGAGAAUCGUAGCCCACUCUCCAGCAGCCGAACUUGUGUGGGAGAGAGUGGCGUGGAGAGUGCCCUUGAAGAGGCUUUACUGGUAGUUGCUGCGUUGCCACUGACAACACCCACGUUGCCAGAAGUGAUAGAAAGCGAGGGAGAGGGAGAAAGCGUGAGGAGUGAUUCACUGGUGAGAGUGGCUUCUGUAGCAAUUGCAGAAGCAGUCGGAGAGGAAGGUUUGGGAGGAAUAGAAAAGUGCCUCAGCUCUGCAGUCGGGGAGAAAGAAGGGCUCCUGGACAGCCUUCCUCAGCUCUCAUUAAUCUGUUCACAGGCAAAAUGCUCACUUGCUUUCUCAGCCAAAGAGGGACAGGCUGCAUCUGAGGAGAGCUGCGGCAGCAAAAUGCCACACAACUCGGCCGAGACCGAUACGAAGGGACCGGGAGAGACAGCCGUUCGCUUUGCAGACGCAGAGAUCUCACCAGCGGAAGAGGGAGCCAGAGAAAAGGAGCCACUCCGGUUAGAAGCCUAUAUCAAUACUUCUCCCCUUGGGCUACUCACUGGUCCUGAUUGUCAGGAUCACUGUGCUGCGGGAUCGGAGGGGGGAGGAGGAGGAGGAGAGGAGGUGGAAAAGAAAGGAGGGCUGGCUAAAGACCACAGUUCAUUCAGCCAGCCAGAAGGCUCUGCUAGUGGGGUGUCAUCAGCUGAGACUGAGUCGUGUCCGCCCACCGAUGUUGCCGAGUCACAGUUGAAGCCACAGAGCUGGAGUGAGCCGAUAGCUGCCGUCACUGAGAGCAUCUGCACUGAAAAGGACCGUCUCUCUCACCCUUGCCAGGAGCAGCAUGGCGCAGCAAUUUCGCCUCUCCCCACUUACCCCGAACAGAGCUCCAGCAGUGCAAACAGAGGGCUAAGGGGUGAUCUCAAUCCGAAUUUGAUUUCAGGGGAGGAAUCUUCGGGACAUACUCGCGAGGAGUCGUCCAUCACAGAGACAAACUCCAGCCAAGUCUUCCUGUCUUCAGUGUCACCGCAGGCUUCUUUACAACAAAUCCCAGUCGAGCAACAAGCGAGCAACUAUCAACAGGUACAUCCUGAAAGUAGCAAAAAAGAAGCCAGGACAGCCGAGAGUGCGUCUGAGCUCAAAGUCCAAACCCAGACCCAGAGCAGUAGAGGUAGCCCUGCUAUGUCUGGAGUGGGCGGAUGUGACAGCAGUAGACGCAACAACAGAGUUCACUUUGCGGACGAACAAGAGAGCCGGCCCUCCUUGGAUCUCAGGAACAUGACGGCGAUGGACUGCGCCUCUUUGCCGCCGCUGACUGUACACGAGAGUUUGCAUCACCCUGUUGUCGAGGCCUGCUACACCUUCCCGGACUUCCUCAGCUUGAAGAAGCCAGAAAUCCCCUCAGAUGCAGCUCCUGCGAAAGGCGAAGCAGCAUUAUGGAGCCCAGCUGUCUUAACAGAUCCUAAGAGAGAUAUCCAAGUGAUUGAAGGAGAUAAAGGGACUAAAGAUACCAAGGAAAGCAUCGAGAAAGAUCAGUCAGGUGACAAAAACUUGGAGACAAACACUGUGGACAACAAGGACUCCUCAAAUCAACUUCCGUGUCCUAACAAGAAGGAUCAGACUGAUAAUAAAGGAGGUUUUGUCCUUUCACAAACAGCAGGAAGUGCCGUCUCUGAGGCGGAUCAUCUAUCAGUUGAAGAGGUGGAAACAGAGAAGGGCAUUGUAAAUCUAUGUCUGUCAAAGGAGAAACAGAUAGAUAAGUUACCUUUAAUAGGGGAUGCUUCUGUCGUUCUCGAAGGAAAAGAAGGUAACCAGCUUCUCUCCUCAUAUUCGGUGCUUCCAGCUAAAGAUGUUACCUGCAAGCCUGUAAAUGACGAGUCACCUGUUGGGCAGCUCUCUACUGACCUUGACCCCAGUUUGACCUGCACAGCCUCUCCUCAGAUAAUUCCUAGUGACCCUGAUUAUCUGUCUCCUAGCCAAUUAGAUCAAACAGCUCCUUGUGGACUAGUUGCCACAGCUCCCAUGACAGACGGCGAGGGGUCCACAGCUCACUCCGCCGAUUUGACAAAGGAAGGAACAGCCUCCGACCAGUCGAUUCCUGUUACCGAGCAAAGUGCUAGUAAUCCCACUCUUGUGCUGAUGCCUCCUGGCCCGAUGUUGAGUCACUUGGAGUUCAUUACUGACUGUGAUGUCUCUCUUCCUGAGCGGGCAGAAAACCGCGGCGCCGAUGGCGACAUUGCCAAAGUCUCCAGGGACGUGGAUGCCAACAAAAGCAGGGGCGUGUCUUUUGCACAGGACCUGAAACAGGAAGAUGUCCACAUUGAAGCAGAUAAGACUGGUCUUAAAUUUGAGGACAGAAAUUUGGGGAUUAAUAAUAUAAAUAUUCCACUUUCACAAGAGGAAAAUCUGUCCCUUCCAACUCAGCCUCCGGAUACAAAGGUGGGAUCUGAUGACGUAUUUGCGCUGUCUCACUCUGAUCCAGACUCCACUGCCAUUAAACCUGUUAUUUGUGAGGGAUCCAUUAAGGAUGACCUCAUUAAUGUCAGCUGCCCACUCAGCCCUGACCUGCCUACCAACCAGGCUCAUGAUGAGAUUGAACAAGACAAUGUCAAAGGGAAACACAGAAUGGGAGAUCAGACCUCCGUGUUGUUUGAUGAAUUGAGAAAUGAUAAUCAAAAGGAAACAGCAGACAGCAGCAAGCAGCAGACAGGAAAGACAACAUCACAAGAGAGUCAUGGGCCUGAUAAAGAGACUGUAGAGGAAAUUAGAGACGUGCCGCCACCACAUACACAUAAAGUACACAAAUCUGAAUCACCAGUGAAAGAUAUAAAGGAGGAAGGAGAAAGUCAGAGAGAGAUGUCUUCCUUAUCUCCUGACAGACCCACAGGGUCAUCGGAGGACAUGACAAGUGCUGAGGUAGAGUUUGGUAGUGAACCUCAGACUGUUUAUGACCCGAGUUUGUGCCAAACUCCAGCAGCAACACUGGAACCCAGCUCUGACAGGGACACGGCACCACAUUUGAGUGUGGCUCUCGGCCAAUCGCAGUCCACACCAGAUCCAAAGUGUUUUGCUCAGCAACAGGAGCAACAGCAGCAGCAGCGUCUGGAAUCCAGACAUCCCACUGAGGAAAUGUCAGGUGGCUGUCGAGAGGGAGGAGGAAAGCCUGACAGUCAGGUCAGGCGGGCCCAAGCGCUGGUUCCAGUGAUAAAAGGGGUAGCAGAGGGAGGAGACGGCUCUGUUGGGAGUUUGUGUCAGUCAGGAAACAGGGAUGACAUGAGUGGUGAUGACAGCGGUGGCAACGAACGAGUGAUAGGUCUGGAGAAAGGCGAGGGAGCGCGAGAUGCGCCGGGGCAUGACGGGGUUUAUGUGCCGUCUGACCUUGCCAAUGAUUUAAAUGAGAGUGGAAGGGCUGCUGAGAGAAAUGCCUCUGCUGACAUGGGGAUAUUAACAAGUUGCUCUCAUGUAGGUGACACAAGACAGGGGAUGGAUGAAAACAAAAGCGCGGGGUUAGGGCCAGUUGGGUCAGCUACAGAUUUAAUGCCAGACAUCAAGUCUGUGAGUGAUCUGGACGGUAAAGGUCAGCAAAAAAGUGAUCUAUCAGCUGCCUGUCAAAGCAAACCUGAGAACAGUGCUGUCUCUGUUGAGUCUGCAUCACAAGAACGUGAGACCCCAUCAAAGGUCAGCACAGAUAAUCAUGACAUUCAUACAGAAGUUUUUCCAAGAGCAAACCAGGCUGGAGAAAUUCGUACAAAAGUAUACAACACUCUGCCAGAUCCUGCUGGGCAACCAGAAACUGUGGAAAAGGAUUUCAGUGCUGCCAUGACUCUUAAACGCAACAGUACUGAAACCGACGAGUGUGAAAUUCAGGAUACAGUAUGCGAGCCUCUUGAGCCACGAAGCUCCAGUGUAACCUCUGCCUCACAAAGCAGCUCAGUAGCACAAAGACCCAUAAAAGGCCCUGAUGUAGAGGAGAUCACAAAGGAAGAUAAAGUAGCUAUAGACAGAGGGAAAGCUAGCAGCCAGGGGAAGGGACAAAAUGAGAUAAAGGGGGUAAACAAUGAGGAGAGGGAAAAACAAGAGGUUGUAAAUCAAACAGGGUCUGCUAAAGACGGUGGCCUGGGAUCAAUUAUAGUUUCAGACCUCUGUGAAAGAGACACUGAGACUACUGUUUGUCAUUCUGAUGGGAAGAUUGGUCCCUCUAAGGCAGCAGAAAAUGACAUGACAGAUAAAAUCACUCCUGAUGUUGUCACAGUCCCAUCUGUUGCUUCGUCAAAGCGCAAGGAAGAUUUUGCUUCGACUCCCCAGCCAGCAGCGCCACGUGAUCAGGCGUCUAAUUCCCAAGAUGAUGUUGCAGUAAAACCCACUGUCGCUGCUUCUCAGUGUGAGGGAAGAUCACGGGAAAACUCUCCUGUUCAACAAGUGUCAGAGUGUCCUGCAACUGGACCAACAGCCCAAGAGCCAGAUACAAACUGGAUAAAAGCUCUGAAAGAAGCUGCAUCCUCCCAUUCUCAGAGUAAACAGGAGAACAGAGUGGAGGCCUCCAGACCCCUCCCCUCCCUGGAGUCUCCUCAACUAGAGUUUCUUACUCCGACCGAGGAGGUAGCUGCUCCUCUGAGACAGGAGGAGAUCCCACCACCGGAGCAGGAGGCAGAGAAGACAAAAGAGAUCCCACCGCUAAAUCUUCUGAAGAAGCCGGUUGAUCUCCCUGAACCUUUAAAGACGACAGCAGACCUCCCUGAACCAGCACAGCAGAGAUUAGAGCACACAGAACCAACGCAGAGCACAAAAGUAGAGCUCCUGGAGGAAGCUAAGAAGGAAGAGCUCUCAGAACCCACCAAAGAAGAAGAAGAGCCUCCAGAAGAGCAUCCAGAACCAAAAAGGGAGCUGGUGCCUUCUCCAGAAAUAGCGCAGGAGCCAGCACAAAGCACAGAAAAGCUCCCAGAACCACCAAAAAAUGAAGAACCGGAGCCAGCAACGACGACAAGAGAGCCAGUAGAAGCAGGGAAGAAGCCGAUCAGUGAGCUGCCAGAGGAGAAGCCUGUCGAGAUCCCACCUGCGGAGCCAUUUCAGGUGCCAGCUGCAGAAUCUGCGGGGACAGAAACAGUCCAGGAUCCUGCUGAGGAGCUACAAGAGAGCUGGCCCUCCCACGCUGAGCAGGCAGAGAGAGGUGACUGUGCCCCUGCAUCUCCCCCACCUCCCACCUCCGAUUGCCACUUCCUCCCUCCUCACCUCCACGACACCGCCGAGUUCCCCACACCUCCUCCCACUCCCCCGGGGCGGCACGCACCUGAAGCUCUACCGACCCCGCCUGCAUCUCCCCAGUUUCCUCCUCCUCCUCCUCCUCCUCCUCCGGCCCCUGCCUCCCCUCCUCUACCAUCUGCUUACCAGCGUGAGGACCCUGCUUCUGCACCCAGCCACCCCCCUGUGAGGAGCUCAGACUCUGAUGGAGCGUUUGAAACCCCCGAAUCCACAACUCCAGUGAAGGCUGUUUCACCUACAGAGCCACAAACUCAGCAACCUCCAUCCAAUGACAAAGAAGCAGACACAUCAGUCCAUGAUCCUGCCUCCAAUUUGACCUCAGAAGAUCGACCAUGCCGCUCACCGUCCAUUGUUUUUGAUGAGGACAAGCCCAUCGCAGCCAGUGGCACCUACAACAUCGAGGUUUUUGCUUCAGAUAACACUCUCACACGUUCACUCAGCCUCCAGGGAGGAGAGCUAGAAAGCGCUGGUCUGUUGGACGGAUCAACACUCGGGGGAGGCUUCCGUCAACAUUCUGAAUCCUUCAGCGUUGGCACUGAGAGUGCCCCGGGGACCCUCCACAGACCCAAGAAAGUCCGUACUGGCUCUUUGAAGAAGAAGCCUCUUCUCAGACAGAACUCGAACCCAGAGAGUCCAAGGCCAGCCUCAUCCAGCAGCACCCCGGAGAUCAAGAAGCGGGCAAAGCCACGAACUACCAACCCUCUCCAGACUCAGGAGGAAGCAGAGGGAGGACCUACAACCCCAAGCCCUGGAGGAACCCUCCGAAGGACCAGGAAGAGCCGUGUGGAGACUCCACCUCCUCUGCCAGAGGAGACCAAUCACACCAGCCAAGAGGAGAGCCUUGAAACCCCGGCCCUACCCUUGUGCCAGGAGGAGAAGCCUCUCCCCGGUAGUCCACCGGUGAAAGACGAGUCUCCCAUCCCUCCGAGUGGCGCCUACAAAUGGGACCCAGAUAAUUUUGACAACAUUGACCCUUUCAAUACUGGAGGCAGCAAAAUUGCCAAUUCCCCUGUUUUGGGUCGUAAAGGUCCAGUGUGUGCUGCAAUUGCAACACCUCCAGAGGAUCCCUGUCUCUCUGCUGUGGAGCCGUGUCCUCCCCCUCCUCAAGAGCAGCCAAUCACCAACCCUGAGGAGCUACCCAUCCUCCCCAAACGUCAGCCAGUAAGGCUGGAGUUUGACUACUCAGAGGAGAGUGGUGAGGCGCCACACCAGGCCUCUCCCCCACCCAAGAAAUUGGGCAAAAAGCCCGGUGGCAAAAUGCCUCUGAGGAAACCGAAGCUGGGGCUAAAGAAGGCCCCUCCGGCACAGCUGGACAACGAUCCUCCAGCAACCCACAAUGGCAAUGAGGAGGACAUCCCUGUUCCUAAAGUAUCGUACAACUUUGAACCUAGCAAAUGGGACGAUCCGAACUUCAAUCCAUUUUCUUCAAAGGCAGGUAUUCCCAACUCCCCCAAACUGUCCAGGCCAUCUUACGGCUUUGACCCAAAUAACUUUGAUGACGCCAUAGACCCUUUCCAAUCUUCCAAUAAGAUGGCCAACUCCCCUCCCAAGGCCUCUGCCUCCUUUGAACUGUCAUCCAAUGACUAUGAAAAUGAAAAUGACAAUGACAAUGACAACAUCGGGGAACUGGCUGACCAAAAUCAAAACAAACCCGCCAAGAAGAAGAAAACUCCCAUCAAAUCUAAUACUUUCAGAGUGAAGAGGUCGCCAAAGAAAUCCCCAAUAUCUGAUUCAUCCCAGGAUCCCACGCCCGCAGAUGAACCCUCCUCCCUCCACCAACAGGACGACCACGCCACGGACGAGGAGAAGCUGGCCUCCUCCACCAGUCAAAAGUGGGCAGCCCUGCACGACAUGGAGGCCGACUUGAACUCUGACCAACAAGACUUCCCCCAGCCAUCUGACCUUACGUCCUUUGUUAACGAGAACAGUCUUCCUCAUCAGGCUCCAGUGCAAGACUAUGAAAUUGAGUACAUGGAGAAGAUUGGCUCCGCUUCGCCUCCACUGUCUGUGAAGAAGCCAUCGUUGUACCUGAAGUUGGACUCAGUAUCUGACGGCCUCACCAAGAAUUCGUGUGCACAUGGAUCCGAGCCCAGCUCCCCCUGCACAGGGAGUUUCGAGGAGAUGGAGGCCCAGAUAACAGCAGGUAUGAAGACACCUGUGCUGAGCUCCCGGCCCGGUCCCGAGGGCUCUGCCGGGGACAAGGGCAGGAAGAGAGAGAGCGAGGCACUCAGCCGAACACAGAGCACGGAGAGGGAUGAGCAGCCCCCUAACCAGGGCCCAGUGGAGUCCCCCGCUCCAGCCCCGGCCAUGCCCCUGUUAGACAGGCUGUCUGAGUGUGACGACCCCCUGCAGUACCUGGAGCCUGACCUGGCUGAGACCAACCCCACCGCAUUCGCCCAAAAACUACAGGAGGAGCUGGUGCUUGCUGCCCUGAGGAUAGAGGCUCUGCAGGUAGCCAAAAACAUCUCUCAGUGCCCCUCCCUCUCCACUGUAACCCUGCAGCACAGAGACGUGUCAUCUCCCAUAGAGAGCGCCGUGUCCAAGAACUCGCUGUACACCAGGACCACCAACUACAUCGAAGGGGAGAGUCCCCACCUGCCCAGAGAGCUGGACCACUCGCUGGGAAUCGCACGAGAGGAGAUCGUGUCAAAGGAGAAAGAAGUGCUGGAGUGGCAGAGGAAGUAUGAGGACAGCCGACAGGAAGUGGUGGAGAUGAGGAGGAUUGUUGCGGAGUAUGAGAAGACGAUCGCACAGAUGAUAGAGGAUGACCAGAAAGAGAAGUCUCUCUCCCACCACACCAUCCAGCAGCUGAUCAUGGAGAAGGAUCAGGCCUUGGCCGACCUCAACUCCGUGGAAAAGUCUCUCGCCGACCUCUUCCGCCGUUACGAGAAGAUGAAAGAUGUACUGGAGGGCUUCCGCAAGAAUGAAGAGGUUCUGAAGAAAUGCGCACAGGAGUAUCUGUCCAGGGUCCGGAAGGAGGAACAGCGCUAUCAAGCACUGAAGAUUCACGCAGAGGAGAAACUAGACAAGGCCAAUUCAGAGAUCGCUCAGGUGCGAGCCAAGGCCAAGCAGGAGCAGGCCGCCUACCACGCCAGUGUGAGGAAGGAACAGAUGAAGGUGGAUUCUCUGGAGCGCACUUUGGAGCAAAAGAACAAAGAGAUCGAGGAGUUGACGAAGAUCUGUGAUGAGCUGAUCGCCAAGAUGGGGAGGAGUUAGCGACCACACCCAGGCCAAAUCUCCCAGAGAAAAGGAGUGUUUUUUUAAGAAAAAAAAAAAAAAAACUACUUGGAAAAUGAAGCAAAUCAGUCAUAUUUACCACUCUUUUCUAGGACUGAUGGACACUGAAGGCCAGACUGGUCUUGGGGUUUAAAUUUCCUACUGACGUUGUGUAUAACUGAUCCACAGGAAUGGCUUCCUCUUAAUCACUCUGUACAUUUUUGAUGUGUCAGUGUAAUGUACUGUAUCAGGGGUCUGGUUUAAAGUUUUAGAAAAAUGUAUCAUAUCACUAAUGAGUGUGUCUGCGUGUGUGAGAGUGUGCGUGAGUGUGUGUGUGUGUGUAUGCUUAUGAGAGAAGCGAGAGCGUUGUUUUGUGGGUUAAAUUAUCUUAAAUGAUGUUGCCAUGACAGCCACUGAGGGAGAAGACUGUUUACCCGCCCCUGUUGUUGUCUCCUCUUCACACAAGAGAAAGACUUCGAAAAAGAGAAAAUAGAGACAUAAACUCCUUCAUAAAAUGUUGAUACUUCACUCAAAGAACAUAAACUAUCACAUUAGCUUACUGCAUGUGAGAAGAACCUGUAAUGUUCAUGUUUGUAUAUAUAUAUAUACCGUAGGAAAUUUCCAAAUAUGAAAAAAAAGCCUACUCAUCUGCAUUUUUGAUAGUUAUUCAGUCAUCCCACUGUCCGCUUCCCUCAUGUAACCUUGUAGAUAUUUGUCAUACUUGUCAUAGCUUUCUCGAUGAAAUCGUGGGACUAUUUUUUGGGAUUUUAUUUUGAUAUAAAGCAAACUAAUCGUGACUGUAUUCAGUUGUGACCAGGAGUAAUUUAAUUUUGGAUGGAUAUGUCCUCGUCCUGCUAUGGUCGUUGUGUCACACUGAGGAAUAACUUCUCUGCACAGCCACUGUACAGCAUCUGCUUACAAAGUGCAAUAAAAGAUGGCAAUACAGCA
Messenger RNA from Acanthopagrus latus (yellowfin seabream), 11624 nucleotides. It is a transcript of the gene tacc2, whose product is annotated as transforming, acidic coiled-coil containing protein 2. Gene Ontology annotation, biological process: cell population proliferation; mitotic spindle organization; cerebral cortex development. The transcript has 22 exons. The coding region runs from base 279 to 10676 and encodes 3465 amino acids. Gene Ontology annotation, cellular component: cytoplasm. The record is from RefSeq and is a predicted model, not a curated record. NCBI's taxonomy places the organism in Eukaryota, Metazoa, Chordata, Actinopteri, Spariformes, Sparidae.